Molecule: messenger RNA, 1951 nt
Organism: Gossypium raimondii (Peruvian cotton)
Lineage: Eukaryota; Viridiplantae; Streptophyta; Magnoliopsida; Malvales; Malvaceae
Product: nucleobase-ascorbate transporter 6
Exons: 16
Coding region: 166-1743 (525 amino acids)
Biological process (GO): transmembrane transport
Cellular component (GO): plasmodesma; membrane
Molecular function (GO): transmembrane transporter activity
Source: RefSeq, a predicted model, not a curated record
CAUUUCUGAUUUCUCAUAAAAAUUUCUCCUUUCUCAUUUCUUUGCUUGCAAAAAGCCUCUGGGUUGUUUUUUGCAUUUCCUUUCACUGUGACAACUUUUUAGAUUUCCUUAUCUUUAGUUCAACUUUGUCCCUUUUAUAUCAGUGUCUACACAUAGAAAUAGAUCAUGGCAAAAGUAGAUGAACCACAGCCACAUCCACCAAAGGAGCAGCUGCCCAACAUUUCUUACUGCAUUACAAGUCCACCUCCAUGGCCCGAGGCCAUCCUUCUUGGUUUCCAACAUUAUCUUGUGAUGCUUGGAACGACAGUGAUCAUUCCAACUUCACUUGUUCCCCAGAUGGGAGGUGGAAAUGAGGAGAAAGCAAAGGUUAUCCAGACUCUACUCUUUGUUGCUGGUUUGAACACAUUAUUGCAGUCACUGUUUGGAUCUAGAUUGCCUGCUGUGAUCGGAGGGUCUUAUACCUUUGUCCCAACAACAAUCUCAAUUAUUCUUGCUGGUCGGUUCAGUGACAGUUCAGAUCCUAUUGAGAGAUUUAAAAGGAUAAUGCGGGCAACUCAAGGUGCCCUCAUUGUAGCUUCCACUCUUCAGAUUGUCCUUGGCUUCAGUGGCCUUUGGCGUAAUGUUGCGAGGUUUUUAAGUCCACUUUCAGUCGUUCCUUUGGUAUCUCUAGUUGGUUUUGGGCUUUACGAAUUUGGCUUUCCUGGGGUUGCCAAAUGUGUGGAGAUUGGACUGCCUCAGCUGAUUCUUAUAGUAUUUGUCUCACAGUACGUGCCUCAUGUGAUAAAGUCUGGAAGAAAUGUCUUUGAUCGAUUUGCUGUCUUGUUUUCAGUGGUGAUUGUUUGGAUUUAUGCUCAUUUACUCACUGUGGGUGGAGCUUAUAAUGGUACAGCACCAAAAACACAAACAAGCUGUAGAACUGAUCGUUCUGGUCUAAUAGAUGCUGCUCCAUGGAUAAGAGUUCCUUAUCCCUUUCAAUGGGGAGCGCCAUCAUUUGAUGCUGGUGAAGCCUUUGCUAUGAUGAUGGCUUCUUUUGUUGCCCUUGUAGAGUCCACUGGGGCUUUUAUUUCUGUGUCAAGAUAUGCAAGUGCGACUCCAAUGCCACCUUCUAUUCUUAGCCGUGGUAUUGGUUGGCAGGGAGUUGCAAUUUUGGUGUCAGGAUUGUUUGGAACUGCCAAUGGUUCCUCAGUUUCUGUAGAGAAUGCUGGCCUUUUAGCCUUAACACGAGUUGGCAGCCGAAGGGUUGUCCAAAUCUCAGCAGGGUUUAUGAUUUUCUUCUCUAUUCUUGGGAAAUUUGGAGCAGUCUUUGCUUCAAUUCCAGCACCUAUUAUUGCAGGAUUAUACUGCCUAUUCUUUGCAUAUGUUGGUGCUGGGGGUCUUAGUUUUCUUCAGUUUUGCAACCUCAACAGCUUCCGUACAAAAUUUAUAUUAGGCUUCUCUGUUUUUAUGGGCUUAUCUGUGCCACAGUACUUCAAUGAGUAUACCGCAAUUAAUGGCUAUGGUCCUGUUCACACAGGCGCAAGAUGGUUCAAUGACAUUGUAAAUGUGCCAUUCUCAUCGGAAGCGUUCGUAGCGGGAUGCUUGGCAUAUUUCCUCGAUAACACAUUGCACCGCAAGGACAGUGGGAUUAGGAAGGACAGGGGUAAGCACUGGUGGGACAAGUUCCGAUCCUUCAAGGGUGAUUCGAGGAGUGAAGAAUUUUAUUCCCUCCCCUUCAACCUAAACAAAUAUUUCCCAUCUGUGUGAGAUAUAAUGGAGGUAUUGUCAUUUUAAGUUGUAAAAUCUCAAUUGCCCUUUGUGGACGACAUCAUUACUAUUUAAUUCCAUGUUAAUUGUAUUACACGCUAUAGCAGUUGGUGUUUCCCUUUAUAAGAACACUUAAAUGACUAAUUCCAAUGGAGACGUGGGUUUGAAGUAAGCAAUGCAAUGUAAUGCCUCUGUUGAGGUUAUCUUA